Parascedosporium putredinis is the source of this 2199-nucleotide messenger RNA. The record is from the annotation of a GenBank genome assembly. Lineage: Eukaryota; Fungi; Ascomycota; Sordariomycetes; Microascales; Microascaceae.
AUGUUUGUCACGUGUUACCGCGUUGUCUCUGGCAGGCUUCGUCCUGUUCCCCAUAUUUCGCAAGUCGCGAAGGCACAGCGUGCAGAGCCUCCCAAGGCAUCCAGUGCGAGCCCCGCCGUUCCCGAUCGCACAGGCGGCAGCAAGCUAACACCCCGAAAACGUACCCUCUUCGACGAUCUCGAUUCCGCGGGGACGCCAAGUGGCUCCACCGCCCAAAUUUUCAAUGAUGAUAGCAGCGGAGAUGACGAUUCUGAGCUUACCUCGUUGUCUGACAUUGAUUUCGAGGACGAGGCGUUGCCCUCAAAGAGACAGAGGACAGCGGGAGCUGAGAGUGAAGAGGAAGAUGGUGAUGAUGAUGACGACGACGAAGAUAUCGAGUUUGAGGAUGUCCCAGUCCAUCCCGGCCCCGUACCAGUUCCUUCAGGAGACCUUGAGCUGACAUUGCGCCGCGAUAACCGGAUCUCCCUUACCGCCGCCUUUGGAAAAAGGGCCCCUCCAAAAUUGAGCGAAAGAUCCGGAUGGCGACUCAUUGCGUUCAUGCUCACCAAAGCCUACCGCGCCGAUCCCAGGGAUGCCGCAAAAUUUGGAGAGAGAAUCGAGAACCUUGAUGAACUCCGCCGCUGCGCCCAACGGUGCGAGGGCAGUCGAGACGUGGGCGCCCAACUGUUUACUGCGCUUCUGCGCGGAAUUGGCAUGGAGGCGCGGAUGGUAGCCAACCUGCAGCCUCUCGGCUUUGGAUGGACCAAGUUAGAGGAAGCUGAUGCGGAAAGGGGGACAGGUACCUCGAACUUCGACUUAGCUGCGGACGGACCUUCCGCAGUUACGGCAAGCGCAACUGCAGGUGGUCCUUCCUCCUCUAGCCACUCAAGCCGCAAGGCGAUGCCAAAGAAGGGGCGGAGCGCCAGGAAUAAGCCUGCCGCCGACUCCGACUCCGAUGACAGCUUGAUCGAGACCUCGGCCAUUGCGCGUGAGAAUGCGGUCAAGACGUACGACAAAGACCUAGACUUUGCCCACUAUUGGACCGAAGUGCAGUCUCCCGUCACGGGCAAAUACAUCCCAGUCGAGACUCUAGUCAAAAAGCUUGUUGGCACAAACAGAGAGCUUAUCGAAUCUCUGGAGCCUCGGGGUAGCAAGGCAGAGAAAAAGAGACAGGUGAUGGCGUACGUGGUUGCAUUUUCGCAAGAUGGCACUGCCAAGGACGUCACCAUUCGAUACUUGAAGAGGCAGAUGCUCCCGGGGAAGACCAAAGGGGUGAGGAUGCCCGCAAAGAAGAUCCCAGUCCAUAACAAGCAUGGAAAGGUCAAACGCUACGAUGAAUACGACUGGUUCAGGCGGGCAAUGCCCACUAAGAUGGAGAAGAAGGAAGUGAAAGAAGGCGAGGAAACACUUCAAUUUUACAAAACAUCUCAGGAAUAUGUUCUCGCACGACAUCUCAAGCGAGAGGAAGCUCUUCAAGCAGAUGCUCUACCUGUCAAGAUGUUCAAAUCAAAAUCAAAGGGACAGGUGAAUGAGGAGCCGGUCUAUCUCCGCUCUGACGUUGUUCAGGUCAAGAGCGCAGAAACGUGGCACAAGCAAGGCAGGGUCCCCUUGGUAGGAGAGGUACCGCUAAAGCGGGUCCCUUACCGCGCGGCCACGAUCAACCGGCAGCGAGAGUUGGCAGAAGCAGAGGCCGCGACCGGGCAAAAGGUUCUCCAGGGCCUUUACAGCCUCGAGCAGACUGACUGGAUCAUCCCACCGCCCAUAAAGGAUGGCAUCAUCCCCAAGAACGAAUAUGGCAACAUCGACCUCUUCGUAGAACACAUGUGUCCAGAAGGGGCAGUACACAUCCCGUACCGAGGAGGGGUGCGGGUUUGCAAGCGACUACAAAUCGAUUAUGCAGAGGCUGUGAUUGACUUUGAAUUCGGCCAUCGAAUGGCAGUCCCCGUGAUCCAGGGGGUAGUCAUUCCCGAAGAGCACUAUGACAAGGUUAUGGAGGAGCUGCAGAAAGACGAGGUAGAGCGGGCGAGAAAAGAAGACGAAAAGCGAAGAAAAGCGGCGCUCGGCAUGUGGAGGAAGCUUCUCAUGGGCAUGCGCAUCGUACAGAGGGUGCGGGAGGAGUACGGGGAGCUCGACGACUCGAUCCACGUCUUUGGGCACUACAGGGAUAGCUUUGGGGCAGCAAAGGUACGGGCCGAGGACCCUCCUGGCCACCGGCGAUAA